Molecule: messenger RNA, 930 nt
Organism: Culex quinquefasciatus (southern house mosquito)
Lineage: Eukaryota; Metazoa; Arthropoda; Insecta; Diptera; Culicidae
Product: vegetative cell wall protein gp1-like
Exons: 2
Coding region: 1-930 (309 amino acids)
Source: RefSeq, a predicted model, not a curated record
AUGAGCCGCCCGAACGACCCGCUACAGGCUCCAGCAGGUAGUAACGGACCAAGUUCCGAUACGGCCCUGCUUCUGAAGACACCGAAUGUGCCGCUGCCACUGCUGUUACCUCCGAUUGACCCGCCGAGAGGUUCGCCGGGUAGCACCGAACCAAGUUCCGAUCCUGACCAGCGAUUACCUCCGUCGGGGACUGUACCACUCCCGCCGAUGAACCGCUCGAACGACCCGCUACAGGCUCCGGCAGGUAGUAACGGACCAAGUUCCGAUACGGCCCUGCUUCUGGAGACACCGAAUGUGCCGCUGCCACUGCUGUUACCUCCGAUUGACCCGCCGAGAGGUUCGCCGGGUAGCACCGAACCAAGUUCCGAUCCUGACCAGCGGUUACCUCCAUCGGGGACUGUACCACUCCCGCCGAUGAUCCGCUCGAACGACCCGCUACAGGCUCCGGCAGGUAGUAACGGACCAAGUUCCGAUACGGCCCUGCUUCUGAAGACACCGAAUGUGCCGCUGCCACUGCUGUUACCUCCGAUUGACCCGCCGAGAGGUUCGCCGGGUAGCACCGAACCAAGUUCCGAUCCUGACCAGCGAUUACCUCCGUCGGGGACUGUACCACUCCCGCCGAUGAUCCGCUCGAACGACCCGCUACAGACUCCGGCAGGUAGUAACGGACCAAGUUCCGAUACGGCCCUGCUUCUGGAGACACCGAAUGUGCCGCUGCCACUGCUGUUACCUCCGAUUGACCCGCCGAGAGGUUCGCCGGGUAGCACCGAACCAAGUUCCGAUCCUGACCAGCGAUUACCUCCAUCGGGGACUGUACCACUCCCGCCGAUGAUCCGCUCGAACGACCCGCUACAGGCUCCGGCAGGUAGUAACGGACCAAGUUCCGAUACGGCCCUGCUUCUGGAGACACCGAAUAGGUUCGCCGGGUAG